Molecule: messenger RNA, 555 nt
Organism: Boeremia exigua
Lineage: Eukaryota; Fungi; Ascomycota; Dothideomycetes; Pleosporales; Didymellaceae
Exons: 1
Coding region: 1-555 (184 amino acids)
Source: RefSeq, a predicted model, not a curated record
AUGCCGCACCACCGACCCCACAUCAGUCGUACUCGCAGCUGCGUCAGUGCGCCGGCAUCGCCGUGUCGCAGUCGGUGCAGUGCUGGCGCGCUGGCGCUGGCGCUGGUGCUGGCCAUGCUGCUGCUCACGGCUGCCCUGCGCCCUGCGCCCUACGCUGCGCGCACUGCGCACUGUAUCGGCGAGCAUCCUCGCUACCUAGCCCUGCGACUCGAAACUCGCGCCGCCGUUGUAUGCGCCUAUAAUUACUCGGCUGAAUUAAAGGGUCUUCCCCCCGCAACCGUAGUCCCCUCUGAUCACGUAGCCGCCGCCAAGCAGGGGUGCCCCCCGAUCUUGAAUAGCAACAGCACGUCGCCCUCGCCGUGCAGCUGGCUUUCGGUCGCUCUGGCGGCCGGCGCCCUGUUCAAUCUCGACAGACGCUGCACGCCCAACUGCCUUCCCAAAGGACUGCCCGCACUGCCAGACGUGGCCCGAAGCAGCCCAGUGCCCGCGCCUUAUCACUCCACACGGAUGCAUGGGCCUAGUUCCUUCGGCAGGCUGAUGGCUGCAGCCGGCUAG